AUAAUUUCGCAAAUUAUUUCCCACGUUAAAUAUUUCCUCAGCGGUGUAUAGUCGCUACACUGCUUCCACCGAUCAAUUGUCGUUUCAUCGGACCGUGUAAAACACAGUGCAUCGGAAAAUGGCCGGGAAAAGUACGAUUCUGAUCAUCGGAGCUACCGGUUACAUCGGAAAGUACAUCGCCGAGGCGGGUCCCAAGGCCGGACAUCCCACAUUCGCCCUGAUCAGAGCAUCCACUCUCUCAAACCCCGACAAGUCCCAAGUCGUCGAGAGAUUGAAGAAUGCCGGCGUUAAUUUCAUCACCGGUGAUUUGUACGAUCAUGAGAGUUUGGUGAAGGCGAUAAAGCAAGUGGAUGUGGUAAUUUCAACGGUGGGUCACUUCCAAUUGGCUGAUCAGCAUAAGAUCAUUGCUGCUAUAAAAGAAGCUGGAAACGUCAAGAGGUUUUUUCCAUCAGAGUUUGGGGUUGAUGUUGACCGGGUAAAUGCAGUGGAGCCAGCGAAAUCAGCAUUUCAGGUCAAAUCUGCCCUUCGUCGCGCCAUUGAAGCUGAAGGAAUACCCCACACUUUUGUGGCCAAUUUCUUCUUUGCCAACUACUUUCUUCCAAAUUUGGCUCAGCCUGGUUCUACCUCUCCCCCUACAGAGAAGGUUGUCAUUCUUGGGGAUGGCACACCGAAAGCUGUUUUCAACAAAGAAGAAGAUAUAGCUUCAUAUACCAUCAAGGCGGUGGAUGAUCCAAGGACUUUGAACAAAAUCCUUUAUGUUAGGCCUCCAAAAAACACAAUUUCCUUCAAUGACAUUGUUUCCAUCUAUGAGAAGAAGAUUGGCAAAACUCUUGAAAAGGAAUAUGUUCCUGAAGAACAAGUUCUCAAGAACAUUAAAGAAGCUGGAUUGCCAUUGAAUGUUGGACUGUCUAUUAGCCACUCUGCAUUUGUGAAGGGAGACCAUAGUAACUUCGAAAUCGAAUCAUCUUUCGGGGUGGAGGCAUCGGAGCUUUAUCCCGAUGUCAACUAUACAACCGUGGAAGAGUUCAUCAACAAUUAUGUCUGAGAUAGAUAAUUGCAUGCCGACUAGUUUGUAGUAGGGCCAUCCCCAUAUAUAUAUAUAUAUAUAUAUAUAUAUAUAUAUAUAUAUAUGUGUGUGUGUGUGUAUGUGAUGUGUGUUUGUUGCUGCUAUAUAUGGCUUACUAGUUUCUUGUUUCAAAGUCCAAGUCCCGGCCAACUACUUUAAUUUUCCCUUAUAAUAUCUACUUUCAUUAUCAGGCAAGUGUUGCAGUGUUUGUAUGGAUUAUUGGCCAUGUUAUAAAGUAAUAAUAUCAAUUUCAUUAGCGUUUUGAAUCUUCA
Cuscuta europaea is the source of this 1338-nucleotide messenger RNA. Lineage: Eukaryota; Viridiplantae; Streptophyta; Magnoliopsida; Solanales; Convolvulaceae. The record is from the annotation of a GenBank genome assembly.